Lathyrus sativus (Indian pea) is the source of this 519-nucleotide messenger RNA. Lineage: Eukaryota; Viridiplantae; Streptophyta; Magnoliopsida; Fabales; Fabaceae. The record is from the annotation of a GenBank genome assembly.
AUGAAUUUUCACACCGGAGAUGUUGGUGAUCACAUUGCGAAUCUAAAGAUCUACAAUUCAUGGAAGGAGGCCAGUUAUUCAAAGCAAUGGUGUUAUGAGAACUAUAUACAGAUAAGGAGCAUGAAACGUGCUAGGGAUAUCCGUGACCAGCUUGCAGGUUUAUUGGAGAAGGUUGAGAUCGAACUAACUUCAAAUUCUAAUGACUUAGAUGCCAUAAAGAAAUCCAUAGCGUCUGGAUUUUUCCCUCACACUGCAAGACUACAAAAGCAUGGAUCUUAUCGACUGGUGAAAGGUCAACAGACUGUCCACAUACAUCCCAGUUCGGGGCUGGUAGAGAUUCUUCCUAAAUUGGUUUUAUACCAUGAGCUAGCACUCACAACUAAGGAGUAUAUGAGGCAAAUCACUGAGAUAAAGCCAGACUGGUUGCUGGAGAUAGCCCCCCAUUUUUACAAUCCCAUGGAUCUUCAAGACUUGAGCUCCAAGAAAAUGCCUCGUGGAUGUGGACGUGUUUGCUUAUAG